UCCUGAGUCAUUUCACCUCCUCUUUCUCGCUUUCGCGCCAUUACACUUUUGAGCCAAUUUACUCCACCAAAUGACGAAGAAAGAACCAAACCAUCACAGGGUUCCGCGGUUCCCGACUAAGAGGCAGCUGAAUUCGUAUCUUCAUAGCAGCAGCUCGUCCAUUUCAGCGCAAAUUGAGCUGUUCGAGUUUAUUCUGAACUACGUGAAGGAGAACGCAGACCCCACUGUCUCAUCGAUGGCUAUCCUGCGCUACAUGGCCGAGCAGGGGCUCGACGAGGAGGCCCUCGGGUGCCCUAUUGGCGAGUGGCUGGGACACCCGACGUUCGGCCCGCAUUUUGUGCUGACGGAGCCGUGCGGCCGCCACUUCCUGGUUGCCCUGGGCAACGAGUAUUCGCACGACAAGAUGCGCAAGAAGCUGAUCGCUGACACGGCCUUGGAGCUGUACGAUACGCUGGCUCCGACUCUAGAGGACAGCGAGAUAAUCACGUUCGAGAUUGCGAUGUUUGCCAGAACGUCUGCGACGACAAGUCCUCCACAGUUUCUGGUCACCGAUAUCUUGAGCCGGAUCGAGAAGGCAGCUGCCACGGUGACCACUCUCCCGGUCAAGGCAAACCUAUUUGGGUCAUCAAAGUUGGGGCUGUCGGGCAACGGGAGCGAUCUCGACAUUGCGUUGCAGAUUGGCGGCAUCGGCCUUGACAAGGUGCUGAUGCGCGCCCUGAGUCUUCGUCUGGAUCAGUUCGGCAUAGCCAACGCCUUCUUUAUUUCGCAUGCGCGAAUCCCGAUGAUCGAGUGUGUCGAUAUGGCCAGUGGCAUUGAUUGUGAUAUCACACUCAACAACACCAUGGGCCAUAUCAAGACUGCAUGCCUGGCAGCGUACCUGAGGUGCGAUCCGCGUGUGGGCCCGCUGAUAGUCACCAUCAAGCAAUGGGCCAAGUGCCGGCGCAUCAACGAUGCCGCCAACGGGAUGCUCAACAGCUACGGCUAUACGGUCAUGCUGCUGGCCUUUCUACAGGAGCGCGGCGUGAUACCGCCGCUGCAGCAACUGACGACGCUGGACAACCCCGAGGACUGCCUGUUCUCAGAGAACAAGCUGGUUGCGCUGUACAACGGCCAAUGCUUCAACACCGACGAGGUGCUGCCAGAUUUUGUCGAGUGCGGCGUGUACACGCACUUUUACGAGCCGGCUGUGGCCGAGUGGAAGAGUCCAAACACUGAGUCACUGUAUCAGCUUCUGUACGGCUACUUUUACCACUACGGCAUUGCGCACGACUUUUUGGGCUCCGCAGUAUCAGCGCGCGCAGGCACCACGUCGUUGCCGAUGUCGCACUUGCUGGGCGGAAGACCGCGCGUCAUAAGCCGGCCCUGGAUUAUCGAGGAUCCAUUCGAGCCGGGUAUCAAUCUGUGCAAGGCGUCGAUGCGCAAUCUAUUUGGCAUCUACCGUGAGUUCCAAACCGCAGCGUACGUGCUGAGCACCAGUGACUCACUGUUCGCGCUGUUUGACGACAAUCUCGAGGUCACCGACUCGGAUAUGUGCUUCAUUGCGUACUGCAAGAAUGAAAUGUACAACAAAUUCAAGGCUGAGUUUUGAUGAUCGUGUUUGUCGCAAACAGAUGCGACAUCUCCAGCCCCCGCUCUGACCCAGCCACCACCACUCUGCCAGCCCAAGCUUUUUUACAAUGAUUUUUUGCUUGGGCCAUUCACCUCUCCAGUCUUCUUGUUGCUCACACAGCCCAGCAAGUCCACCUUUGUUUACCGUAUGGCAUCCAUUCAGACACUGGUAUUUCCCAA
Linderina pennispora is the source of this 1788-nucleotide messenger RNA. Its product is annotated as PAP/OAS1 substrate-binding domain-containing protein. Gene Ontology annotation, biological process: RNA 3'-end processing. The transcript is spliced from 2 exons. The record is from RefSeq and is a predicted model, not a curated record. Bases 71 to 1588 code for a protein of 505 amino acids. Gene Ontology annotation, molecular function: nucleotidyltransferase activity. NCBI's taxonomy places the organism in Eukaryota, Fungi, Kickxellomycota, Kickxellomycetes, Kickxellales, Kickxellaceae.